AUGACGGAACGAGCGCGAUAUUACGCACGGGGCAAAGUGGCGUGUUCCUGUAUCAAUGACUCGUGCCACGCUGAUAAGGAUGUGUGGUCACGGCGCAAGCAAUCAAGCAAUCAGACGGCCAUCAAGCGAACGGCUCAGAACGCACUCGCAGCCGCCAAUGCGGCGCGCAUUUGUCAAGAUGUCAAGCAAGCGCCGCGAUUCCCGCCAUUGCAGCAAUUGCUCUAA
Messenger RNA from Parnassius mnemosyne (clouded apollo), 225 nucleotides. The record is from the annotation of a GenBank genome assembly. NCBI's taxonomy places the organism in Eukaryota, Metazoa, Arthropoda, Insecta, Lepidoptera, Papilionidae.